AUGUUGAAAACCGCCAUGCUGAUCUCAAUCUCCAUCGUGAACUCGGUCUUCCUCAUCCUGACCAUCUGGGCACGCUUCCAACUCGCUCACACCGACUGGUGGGCCGUCUUCCUCGUGGCCUUCAUCAUGGGCUUUAUCUAUCAGCUCGAGUACAUGCGCCGUAUGAUCUUCCGCGCUAAUUCACCUGAACACGACCACCUCGAGUACGAAUUGAAUGUGUUGUCUCGUCCCACAGCCGCUCACCCGCGUGCUGAACGUGGCGCUCGUGGUUCCGUCGCAACAAUCCCUCGCAUCGACACUUCUCCACCUCAUCGCGCAGUCAACACGACUCUCUGA
This is a messenger RNA of Aureobasidium namibiae CBS 147.97, 336 nucleotides long. RefSeq lists its product as uncharacterized. The record is from RefSeq and is a predicted model, not a curated record. The transcript is spliced from 2 exons. NCBI's taxonomy places the organism in Eukaryota, Fungi, Ascomycota, Dothideomycetes, Dothideales, Saccotheciaceae. Bases 1 to 336 code for a protein of 111 amino acids.